AUGGAAUCAAUGUGAGAGCGUGCUGCGGCCACAUUGCUCAUCCACAGUGAGCCGUCUCAAGGAUUGUGGCCGAGAGACACAUCGAAGAACGUGAGCUGGCCCAGGCACACCAAGGUUCCCAAGUGAUUGCGAUAUCGUCGGCAAGCUGGCAUUCACAACCAACUCGUCACGUUUUCUUCGCCGCCUUAUUAAACUCACCCCUCCUUGCGCAUUGACCCGUCAAGUCAAUCGCCGCUCUGUUGCCUCGUUCGGCUCUCCAGUCUUGGCCAGUAGUCCAAGGCGCCCAUUUCCCCAUAAUUUUGUAUCACCGAACCCUGAAACAGGCGGAUCCCAACCCUCUGCCUCAAUGCCUGCCAACCAGAGUCAUACGACUCCUCAUAUCACACCUUACGUUUGGACAAAUGGGCCCUCUGUCGAUCAGUCGCAGACCUCGUUGAUGGGUCGGGAACUUGAGUUCUACAGCGAGGCUGGUAUCGACCUCGACCGAUGUGCCAUUCGACGCAAUUUGCCCCCUGCUAAACUAUAUGAGGAAGCUCUCCACAACGAGGGAGCCGUCCUCUCCGCUACCGGAGCCCUCAUAAAUUAUAGUGGCAUAAAAACUGGCCGUAGCCCCGGGGACAAGAGAAUUGUUUACGAAGAGACAUCCAGAAACGACAUUUGGUGGGGUCCAGUAAAUAUAAAGAUGGAUGAGCAUUCGUUCGAAAUCAACCGUGAGCGGGCAAUCGAUUAUUUAAACACACGAGGGGACAUCUACGUGUUUGACGGGUUCGCGGGGUGGGAUCCCAAGUAUCGUAUCAAAGUGCGCGUCAUUUGCGCCCGGGCGUACCACGCACUAUUUAUGCGCAAUAUGUUGAUACGACCGACUGCCGAUGAACUGCGGGAUUUUGGCGAACCUGACUUUAUCAUAUACAAUGCGGGACAGUUCCCUGCUAAUAGAUUCACAAACGGAAUGACAUCCCAGACGUCCGUUUCGAUUAAUUUUAAACGCAUGGAGAUGGUCAUUCUUGGAACGGAAUACGCCGGCGAAAUGAAGAAGGGUGUCUUUAGUGUAAUGCAUUACGUGCAGCCUGCUAAGUUCGGCCAGCUGUCGAUCCACGCUGCAGCCAAUGUCGGCAUAGAAAGUGAGGAUGUUACUCUGUUUUUUGGAUUGUCGGGAACAGGGAAGACGACACUGUCCGCUGACCCGAAACGGCAGCUAAUUGGGGAUGAUGAACACGUGUGGUCUGAUGAUGGUGUCUUCAAUAUCGAGGGGGGUUGUUACGCCAAGUGUGCGAACCUUUCGCCAUCCAAGGAGCCACAGAUAUAUGACGCCGUGCGAUUCGGGACGGUUUUGGAAAAUGUGGUCUAUGACCCAGAAGAACGAUAUCCAGAUUUUGACGAUACUUCCAUAACGGAGAACACACGGGCUGCAUAUCCUAUCGACUUUAUUCCCAAUGCUCGUAUUCCCUGCAUGACGUCAAGCCACCCAAAAAACAUCAUAAUGCUGACAUGCGAUGCAUAUGGAAUACUUCCUCCCGUAAGCUCUCUGUCUCCGGAGCAGGCCAGCUACCAUUUCUUGGCUGGGUAUACGUCAAAAACGCCUGGAACGGAGGAAGGAAUUAUGGACCCGAUUCCCACUUUUUCCACAUGCUACAGCGCACCAUUUAUAACCUUACAUCCCAUACGCUAUGCAUCCAUGCUUGCCGACAAGAUGCGGAAACACAAGACGGCGUGCUGGCUCAUCAACACUGGAUGGGUUGGUGGCAAAUACGGUACCGGGUCACGUAUACCCCUUGGGCAUACACGAGCUAUCAUAGACGCGAUACAUGGUGGUGCACUUGUAUCACCUUUCACGUCAGGACAGCCGGAGGAGCUGUCAGGGUGGCACAACUACGAUGUUUUCAACCUCACCAUCCCAACUGCAGUCCCUGGUGUGCCAAAUCAAGUCCUCGAUCCUAGCAAGGCAUGGGACGACGAGGAUGCGUUUGAGAGGGAACGUGUCAAGCUUGCACGCCUCUUUAAUCGAGCAUUCAGGAUGUUUGAGCACGACGCGUCAGAUGAGGUGAAAGCAGCUGGUCCAACGAUCUAGUUGACACUCUUCUUUCCAUUCCGUAUAUAUGUUGGUCGUUACCUUAGUACUUCCCUAGUUGUUGUGCAUUCGUCGAGAUUGCUGGCUCGUUCCGAAGGAAAUUGAAUUGUUGUCCAAAAUUAGAAAUUUAUUCGCACAAACUUGCGG
Molecule: messenger RNA, 2215 nt
Organism: Cantharellus anzutake
Lineage: Eukaryota; Fungi; Basidiomycota; Agaricomycetes; Cantharellales; Hydnaceae
Product: ATP-utilizing phosphoenolpyruvate carboxykinase
Exons: 9
Coding region: 347-2068 (573 amino acids)
Biological process (GO): gluconeogenesis
Cellular component (GO): cytosol
Molecular function (GO): phosphoenolpyruvate carboxykinase (ATP) activity; ATP binding
Source: RefSeq, a predicted model, not a curated record